Soboliphyme baturini is the source of this 504-nucleotide messenger RNA. The record is from the annotation of a GenBank genome assembly. NCBI's taxonomy places the organism in Eukaryota, Metazoa, Nematoda, Enoplea, Dioctophymatida, Soboliphymatidae.
AUGGACGCUUCCUAUCUGAAAAAGAUCGAAGAAGAUCAGCAGGAACUACUCUCUGAGGGACAUGGCGAACACGCUGUUUCUGUUGAGUUGCGUCAUAACGAAGAUCUGUCACGAAUAGGCAAAAAAAUUGCUGAUGUUUAUACCAAGGCUUAUCUACGUUAUCAUCUUUCAAAAUUUCCUGAAGAGGGAAUCUGUGCCGUAUCAAAUCAUUUGACGUCCAACGAGUCGUUCGUUAACUUAAGCAAAACUCUUGGCCUGCUGGACUUGAUACAGUCUGCGAUUUAUCCUCCCGAGGAAGACGUUUUGUGUAAAGCGUUCAGUGCCGUGAUUGGAGCCCUGAGUAAAGACUCGGGCGAAAGCAGGGCUGAGAUAUUCGUGCAGGAUUUCGUUUUGACGCAGUUGAUUGAACUGGACGUGAAUGAACUGUGGUAUUUGGAUGACCCGUUCAACAUCUUAUUGCAGCUGUUAGCAAAAGAUAAUCGGCCUUUCCCGGAACCUAGGUAA